AUGGAUCCUGGAGCUUUAGAGGAUGAAUUAACCUGUUCUGUGUGCCUCCGCAUGUACCAGGACCCCGUGACAUUACCCUGUCAGCACAGUUUCUGCUUGAACUGUAUUGAAGGAGUGUGGGCCCAGACAACGGGGCCAAGAAAGUUUGAGUGUCCUCAGUGUCACCGGAAAUUCAAGCACAAGCCCACUUUGGAGAGAAACGCCACACUGUAUAACAUAGUGGCAAAAUACAAACAGACACAGUCUCCUGCUGAUUCACCCAGCGUAUAUUGUGAUAAUUGUGAUGAUAAACCAUUCCAAGCUGUGAAAACGUGCCUUACUUGUUUAGCUUCCUUUUGCUUCCUUCAUUUAAAACCUCAUUUGCGGAACAAGGCCUACCAAGAUCACACCCUCAUUGAACCUGGGCUUGACGUUACAGUGAGGCAAUGCAAUGACCAUAAGAAGAUCCUAGAGUUUUACUGUGAAGAUGAAGCUCUGUGUGUAUGUGUUUACUGUACAAUAGUAGGGAAACAUAAAUCCCACACACUGCUGAGCCUGGAUCAGGCACAAGCGACAGUUAAGGUGAAAUUGGAAGCAGAAAUUGAAAGGCUACAGACAGACCAGGAAAUUUAUUCCAGAAAACAGCGAGAUUUGGAGAAUUCAGAAAUUGACAUUAAGACACAGAUCAAUGAUCUGAAAGAAAAUCUACUGAAGAGCUUCUCUGAAUGGAGGAAAAAGCUGGAAGAAGAUGAAGAGUCCACCAUGUCACUGAUUGAUGAAGAGGGUCGCCGAGCUCUCUCACAGAUUAGAAGCUGUACUGAAGCAUUAAAGAAGAGAAUGGAACUGAUAACAUUAAUAAAUAAGGAAACCCAGAAUCUGGUACGAAGAGACCAUCUGUCCUUUAUUCAGAACUCAAGGCAACUGAUUUCCAGAGCGAAUGAGACUCAGAGAAUCACAUUACUAACUAUAUCAGAGCUCGCUAUGAACCUGCCCAGUAUUUCUCAAUUUAUCCAGAAGAGGCUGAAUGGAUGGGAAAAGUACCAGUCAGACAUUUUGCGAAUUGUUGUGCCAGAUUCGACCGAGUACAUGAAACCAUCAAAUAUUUCCUCUGAGGAGACUCCUGAUCCUGGGAAAGUUCUCCAGCUAUCAUCUGAAAUCAGCAAGAAAGCAGAAAUAUCCCAAGUACCAGAUUCCACCAAAUAUAGAGAGACAUUGAAUGCAACUCCACCCCUAGACAGUUCUUCCGGAACAGUUCCUAUCUCGGAAAAUGUCCUCCAUCUAGCGAUUGGAAUCAACAGAAGAGCAGGAUUAUCUCAAGGGAAAAGCUCAUUGAGCCUGGAUCCAAAGACAGCAAACUGCAACCUGGUUCUGUCUGAUGAUCUAAGAUCAGUAACGUGGACCCAAACUGAACAGUCCUACCCGCAUCACCCAGAGAGGUUUAAAGAUUGUCCCCAAGUCCUCUGCUCCCAGAGUUUCUCCUCAGGAUCCCAUUCCUGGGAUGUGCAGACUGAUGGGGAAUACUGGAGAAUAGGGAUUGUUUAUGAAAGCAUAGAGAGAGAGGGGGAAAUGUCUUAUCUUGGAAACAGCCAUAAAUCCUGGAGUUUGGAUUUUAUUGCUGGUUAUCUCACAGCCCGGCAUAACUCACAGUUCACAGUCCUUCCACUGCUUCCAUCUGCAAACAGGAUCCGAGUUAAUUUAGACUAUGAGGCUGGGACUUUGUCAUUUUUCCAGGUCACUGACUCACUGAAACAUUUAUACACAUUUCAAUCCACAUUCACUGAACCUGUGUUUCCAGCAUUUUAUAGUUGGGACAAAUCCCUAAAACUGUUAACUCAUCCUGAUAUCUGAGACUCUGUGGCAAGACUUGAGGUUUCAGCAAAUUCAGGACAUCAUUUCCAAUUUUGCAACACAUACUAAUGAGAUUUUACUUCCUGUUCGGUGUGUUCUGAUGAUGUAAUUGGCAGGUCUUCCUCCAAUGAUGAUGUUAAUCCCUCUUCUCCCCUCAUGUCAAGAGCUCAUGGUUUUAAGGGUCUGUUUGCUUUUUUCAUAAUUAUCUGUCAAUAAUAUAAAAAACAUCUACUGGUGAGUUUACUGUAAUUCAUAGUGGUACAGGGUCUAGGCCCGAAACGUCAGCCUCUCUGCUCCUAUGAUGCUGCUUGGCCUGCUGUGUUCAUCCAGCCCUACACCUUGUUGUCUCGGAUUCUCCAGCAUCUGCAGUUCCUACUACCUCUGAUCCACUUUCACAUGACCUGUUUGCGGAGAUACUCAAGAUCAGAGGACAAGAUUCCUAACACUGAGAUCCUCUCCCUGAAUGACAUCCACACUUUGCUGAAAAGAGCUAAAAUAAGACAGGCAAGAUACAUUGCCAGAAUUCCUGAUGAUUGCUGCCCUUCUACCAUGAUGUAACUGAAGGGAAAUGUUCACACACAGGCCAGAAAAAUCACAAGGAUACCUUGAUGAUAUCAGCAAAGAGUUUCAACAUCACUUCAAAGAGGGGAAACCUCACACAGGAUUCCCAAAUUGAACAGCCUAUCAAAAAAGGCAUCACCUCCUAUGACUUCCAAAGGUUGAGCAAGUUCAGAGUCAAAAGCACCUCUUCUGCACCAACAAUACACGUAUAUCCAACAUGGAUGAGACCCUUUUGUGCUCAAAUUAGAAUGAAUAGUCAUUAUCAAGCACAUCACACAUAUGAAACUUAGCCUGUUGAAUUCAAGUUGAUUUUAUGGCCAUUUUCAAUGACAAAGAAUAAACAACUCUCUGUAAACAUCUCGAGCAUAUGUUAAAUUAUGAGUAACAGUUGUUAUUGUU
Messenger RNA from Rhincodon typus (whale shark), 2787 nucleotides. RefSeq names its product E3 ubiquitin/ISG15 ligase TRIM25-like. NCBI's taxonomy places the organism in Eukaryota, Metazoa, Chordata, Chondrichthyes, Orectolobiformes, Rhincodontidae. The transcript has 8 exons. The record is from RefSeq and is a predicted model, not a curated record. Gene Ontology annotation, molecular function: protein binding; zinc ion binding. The coding region runs from base 1 to 1827 and encodes 608 amino acids.